CGCACUAGGUAGUUUCUAAGCCCGCGAUAAGCGUCUGAAGGUAGUGAAGAACUACACUUCCCAAUGCUCUUAAGCAACGGAAGUGACUUAAGAGCAGACAGAGUUGGAGGGUUCGGGUAAAAAUGGCUGAAUAUUUAGCUUCGAUAUUCGGGACUGAGAAGGACAAGGUUAACUGCUCUUUUUACUUUAAGAUCGGGGCCUGCCGGCAUGGGGACCGGUGCUCCCGGCUUCACAACAAACCGACUUUCAGCCAGGUUCCAUCCCCAAACUUCAGGCCUUUCUCCCAGGAACUUGGCCACGGCCCCACUGUAGUGCUGCUCAACCUGUACCGGAAUCCACAGAACACUGCCCAAACCGCAGACGGAUCGCACUGUCACGUGAGCGACGUGGAGGUGCAAGAACACUAUGAUAACUUCUUUGAGGAAGUGUUCACGGAACUGCAGGAGAAGUACGGGGAGAUUGAAGAGAUGAAUGUAUGCGACAACUUGGGGGAUCACCUCGUGGGCAAUGUCUAUGUCAAGUUUCGGCGUGAAGAGGAUGCAGAGCGGGCAGUGGCUGAACUCAAUAAUCGCUGGUUCAACGGGCAGGCCGUGCAUGCUGAGCUGUCUCCUGUCACCGACUUCCGGGAGUCAUGCUGUCGGCAGUAUGAGAUGGGGGAAUGUACCCGUGGUGGCUUCUGCAACUUCAUGCACCUGCGACCCAUCUCCCGGAAUCUCCGGCGGCAGCUCUAUGGGCAGGGACCCAAGCACAGGUCACCCCCAAGGUCCCAGACCCACCACCGUCCCCAAGAAAGAAACCGACGACGUUCACCAGACCACCGGCAUGGCCGCUUCUGAGAUCUUGGCCGUCUUGCCCUCCACUCUUGACAGGCACAGAUGUUCCUGGCCAGGACUCCUCUUCAAAGCUCCCUUAAUUCCCCAGGGCCAUCUACCCCAGCCUCUGGAUCUUACUGCCCCUCCCCUAAUAAAAUUUCUGUAUUGA
This is a messenger RNA of Pteropus alecto (black flying fox), 981 nucleotides long. RefSeq names its product U2 small nuclear RNA auxiliary factor 1 like 4 (gene U2AF1L4). The record is from RefSeq and is a predicted model, not a curated record. The transcript is spliced from 9 exons. NCBI's taxonomy places the organism in Eukaryota, Metazoa, Chordata, Mammalia, Chiroptera, Pteropodidae. Bases 123 to 836 code for a protein of 237 amino acids. Gene Ontology annotation, biological process: mRNA splicing, via spliceosome. Gene Ontology annotation, molecular function: metal ion binding; pre-mRNA 3'-splice site binding. Gene Ontology annotation, cellular component: U2AF complex; spliceosomal complex.